Messenger RNA from Pseudoliparis swirei, 2016 nucleotides. Its product is annotated as E3 ubiquitin-protein ligase TRIM39-like. The transcript has 3 exons. The coding region runs from base 43 to 1503 and encodes 486 amino acids. Lineage: Eukaryota; Metazoa; Chordata; Actinopteri; Perciformes; Liparidae. The record is from RefSeq and is a predicted model, not a curated record. Gene Ontology annotation, molecular function: zinc ion binding; protein binding.
UUGCUCGUCUUCUCAACGGCUGAGCCACAACCGGGUGUCGAUAUGGCUGCUGCCAGCAACCUGCCGUCUGAAGACCAGUUCCUGUGCUCCGUCUGUCUGGAUGUGUUCACAGAUCCAGUCACAACACCAUGUGGACACAACUUCUGUAAAAAGUGCCUCAAUGAUUACUGGAAUACCAACAACCAGAACAUGUGUCCACUGUGUAAAAAGGUUUUCACCUCAAGACCUGAGCUGCUCGUCAACACCUUCAUCUGUGAGAUGGUUUCUCAGUUCAGACAGUCGACUCAGCAGAAAGCCAGCAGCAGCAGCUCAGAGCAACAAGAGAUGUGUCUGAAGCACGAUAAACCUCUGGAGCUGUUCUGUAGGACCGACCAGACGUGUGUCUGCAUGCUCUGCACUGUGUUGGACCACAAGAUGCACAAUGUUGUUCCUCUGAAACAAGAAUGUGAAGGAAAGAAGGUGGAGCUGCAGAAGACAGAGGCUGAAACUCAGGAGAUGAUCCAGAGGAGGCGCCUGAAGAUUCAGGAGGUCCAACACAACGUGAAGCUCAGUGAGGAAGAUGCAGACCGAGAGAAAGCAGAAGGUGUUCAGGUCUUCACUGGUCUGAAGGAGUCUGUGGAGAGGAAACUGAAGGAGCUCAUCACUACGAUAGAAGAGAAGCAGAGAAGCACCAAGAAACAGGCUGAAGGCGCCAUCAGAGAGAUGGAACAGGAGAUCUCUGAUCUGAUGAAGAGGAGCACUGAGGUGGAGCAGCUCUCCCUCUCUGAAGACCACCUCCACCUCCUCCAGAGUGUCCAGUCCCUCAACAUCCACCAUCCACCACCCACCAAGGACUGGUCUCAGGUCAGUGUUCCUCCAGCAUCACAUGAGGGGACUGUGAGGAGAGCUGUGUCUCAGCUGGAGGAGACGCUCAGUAACAUGAUGAAGACGCUGGUUGAAGUUGAGAUGAAGAGGUUCCAGAAGUUUGCAGUGGAUGUGACUCUUGAUCCUGAAACGGCUCAUCCUCGCCUCUUCCUCUCUGAUGACGGGAAACAAGUGAAACGUGGUGAUGUGAGGAAGAAUCUCCCCGACAACCCACAGAGAUUUACUUCGUGUUUUUAUGUUUUAGGAAAGCAAAGUUUCUCUUCUGGCAGAUUUUACUUUGAGGUUCUAGUUAAAGGAAAAACUUCCUGGACUUUAGGAGUGACCAGAGAGUCGGUCAACAGGAAGGAAUACAUCACACUGAGCCCUCAGAAUGGUUUCUGGACUAUAGAGUUGAUGAAUAGAAAUGUUUGCUACGCUCGUCAUGACCCUCCAGUUCUUCUCUCCCUGAAGUCUGUCCCUCAGAAGGUGGGGGUGUUUGUGGACUAUGAGGAGGGUCUGGUCUCCUUCUAUGACGUAGAAGCUGCAGCUCUCAUCUACUCCUUCACUGGCUGCUCCUUCAAGGAGAAGCUCCUCCCACUCUUCUCUCCUAGGUUUAAUUUUUUUGGGACAAACUCCUCUCCUCUGAUCAUCUCUCCGUGAAUCAAACUGCCUGAUUAUUUUAUCCAUGAUCAAAAGGUCCCUGAACAAUAAUGCAUCACCAUGAAUACAUAAACACAUGAAAGUAGUCUUCACGCGUCCGGUGUAUUUAUACACUAGACAGAAGUUUUAGUACUACAAUACUGAAUUAGAGACACAUUUUGAAAUAAAAAGACGUGUCAUCUGUGGUAAUAAAUGUACAUAUUUAGUAAUCUCUGAUGUGAACUUGUUUUCCUCUGAAUGUGUCGGUCGUCACUACAGGAGCCCAGAAGGGACACCAGCUCUGGAGAGAGCCAUUCGCCUUUUACAUGGUCUGAAGCUACGGGUGCGUUCAGGAACUACUGAUAAGCCCCGACAUUAGAACUCUGUAGAAAUCCACAACAGACCAUGUGGCUUUAAGAGAGAUUGCAUAACAUGUAUUCUACCUUUACUUUGAAACCUUUUAUUUCAUUGACUUUCUAUAUUGUCUGUAUUAGAUUUUGUUUUCAUGUUUUAAAUAAACAUCUUUCAAUGGCA